CCCGCCAAAACCAUUUCGUCUUCCAUCAUUCUCUGUUUCUUGAAUAACAGCAGCUCUCAGUUUCUUGAUUUUGCUUCAAUGGCGAUCAAAUUCCGUACACUCUCACUCACCGUCCUCCUCCUUGUGCUCAUCUCCUUGAUCAUGCUCCCCGACGGCGUUGUUUCCCUCACACCCCGAGAGUACGAUUCGAUGCAGCGAGUGCUCCGAGGCCACGGCUACAACCUGAUGUGCAACGCCAUGGCGACGUCAGAUCUCCAGUGGAUGCUCCUCACGUUCCCGGCGAACGCGUCCUUCACGAUCUUCGCUCCCACCGACGCCUCCCUCUUCGCGCUAGACAUGAUCCAAACCGCGUCGUCCUACACCGACACCCUCCGCUUCCACGUCGUCCCUCUCCGCCUCUCGCUCUCCAACCUCCGCUCGCUCGCCGCUGGCUCCUUCCUCCCCACGCUCCUUCCCUCCAGCGCUCUCCGCCUUGUCUCCCCCCGCCCCCUCUCCGUCUCCGGAGUCGACGUCGUUUUGCCAGGCCUCUUCUACUCCCGCCACCUGGCGGUUCACGGCCUCGGCGGCAUUCUCAGCCUCGCCUCUCUCGUUCCCUACGGUUCCUCCCACUCGCCGGUUCCAAAGGUCGAGCCCAUGUCCACGUCUGACUUCAACGGUACGGAUCUCUCUCCGGUGAUCGCACCUUCUUCGGUGAAUACUGGAUCUCCGUCUAUAUCACCGGCGUUUGUUUCGGAGGACGAAAUUUCUCCAGCGCCGGCUGCACCUUCGCCUUUGUCGGCCAAUUCGGUGGCGGAGAGAGCUAGGGUUUUGUUGAUGGAGAUUAAUGCAGACACAGAUCAUGAGAAAUCGAAGUCGAUCUUCGACGCCGGUGAGAUCUUUGGCAGCGAAUCUCCACCGUUGAUGAUGGAAGCGCGACCUGAGGAAGUUAAUACGCUGGAGAAAUGUGGAGCGUUGGAUGAGAUGACCAUCGACUGCUUUGUGCCAGAAGGAGCUGCUGGAUUGGACCACAUCAGCGUUCAUCAUGUGGUUCGUGUUUCGACCUGAUCGCCACGUGGUCAAAUCUUGACGGUCCCUGGCCAUGUUGUGCAGACU
Molecule: messenger RNA, 1092 nt
Organism: Prunus mume (Japanese apricot)
Lineage: Eukaryota; Viridiplantae; Streptophyta; Magnoliopsida; Rosales; Rosaceae
Product: Fasciclin-like arabinogalactan family protein
Source: RefSeq, a predicted model, not a curated record